Camelina sativa (false flax) is the source of this 559-nucleotide messenger RNA. Its product is annotated as glycerophosphodiester phosphodiesterase GDPDL1-like. The record is from RefSeq and is a predicted model, not a curated record. Gene Ontology annotation, molecular function: glycerophosphodiester phosphodiesterase activity. Gene Ontology annotation, biological process: lipid metabolic process. Lineage: Eukaryota; Viridiplantae; Streptophyta; Magnoliopsida; Brassicales; Brassicaceae.
AAAGAUGUCUCUUGCGUCUCUGUGUAUUUCUCCACUAUGAGUACACAUAUAUGCUUAUGCAUUAAAAGAUUAAAUUUAAACAAAAUAAGAAGCUGGUGAAGUUACCGAUAAAGCUUGUAAUUCGAUCGUCAAUGAUUUUAUUCUGUGGUGUCGUUAUGAUUCAGCUGUUUGCUGCUCAAAUUGAUGCUGAAAGAUCUACAAGUCGAUGGCAGACGCUCAGUGGUGAUGCUCCACGUGUGAUUGCUCGUGGUGGGUUUUCUGGAUUGUUACCAGAUUCGAGUAUUGAUGCUUACAAUCUUGCAAUCCAGACAAGUGUAGCCGAUGUUGUUCUAUGGUGUGAUGUUCAGCUAACCAAAGAUGGAUUUGGGAUUUGCUUCCCCGAUUUAAACCUGGCCAAUGCUUCAACUGUUCAAUUUGUUUACCCAAAUGGUCAAAAAUCUUACCCGAUUAAUGGAGUCACUACUCAGGGUUGGUUCACCAUUGAUUCCACAUUGAAAGAUCUCAAAAAUGUAACAUUGUCCCGAGGAAUAUUGUCGAUGUAAAGAAAUGCUUGAUUCCA